UGUCAGACAAUGAAAUAAUUUUAAAAGUUAUAGAAAUGUGAAACUUUUGAGUAGUAUUAUAGUUUAUAUGUUUUAACCUAACUCAAUCUUAAACUGAUCUCAAAAGUAAGAGUUAGGUUUAGGUCUUAUAUCAUUUAAGUUGAGACUCAUAACACACACCUAGGUUCAGUAUUAUUAGAUUUGAGUAUUUGAAUAUAAGUGGUGGAUACUUUAUAACAAAAAUUUAAUAAGAGGUGAUGCAGCGGUUUAAGGAUAGACUUUAAUAGCAUUUUAAAUUUAUUGCAAAUUAAUUUUCAGGAUCCAACUAAACUAAAAGUCAAAUAUUUGCAAAAUAUCUCUAAAUUGUGAUUAUUCCACGGUAUAAAAACUCUAGAGAAUAUACACAUAUAUGAAUUAAAUCCUACUUAAUAUUAACAAUAAGAUUCUCCUUUAAAAAGAAUUAGUAACUUCCACUAGGGGACUCACAUUCCGGGGAAGGUCGUUUCUGAGUUGCUUUUGCAUAUAUAUACAUAUUAUAAUCAAAGAACCUUUUUCAGCCUCUCCACCAUGGAAUCUGUUUUACUCAAAUCCAUGUUAGUCCAGAACCAUACAUUACAGCAGCAAUUUCCUUUUGUAUCCAUGGAUUUGUCAUGGUUGACAGAGUUUCUUAAAGGCAUGGUGAAACCAGUUUGCGCCACCGCAGUAGUGUUUCUUGCAGUAGCCUUGUCCUUCUCUCAGAAACUCGGUCUCGAAGUGGAGAUGAUUGUUGCUGUUCUUAGAGCUUUUCUUCAACUCUCAAUAAUUGGCUUUGUUCUGCAAUUCAUUUUCAAUCAAGAAAACUCUGGAUGGAUCCUCCUAGCAUACCUUUUCAUGGUAUCUAUUGCCGGUUAUACAGCGGGUCAGCGCGCAAAACAAGUACCUCGAGGAAAAUAUGUUGCAGGAGCUUCAAUUUUAACCGGAACUGCCAUAACCAUGUUUGUUCUAGUAGCACUUAGCGUCUUCCCUUUCACUCCCAGAUAUAUAAUACCCGUCGCCGGGAUGAUGGUUGGAAAUUCCAUGACAGUAACCGGAGUUACCAUGAAAAGACUCCGCGACGACAUCAAAGCACAAAUCAAUUUGGUUGAGACGGCAUUGGCUCUUGGUGCAACCCCAAGACAAGCAACCCAUCAACAAGUGAAAAGGGCGUUGAUUAUAGCACUUUCUCCAGUGGUGGAUAACACAAAAACAGUGGGUUUGAUAUCUCUUCCAGGGGCUAUGACUGGUCUUAUAAUGGGAGGGGCUUCACCGUUGGAAGCCAUUCAGUUACAGAUUGUGGUGAUGAAUAUGAUGAUUGGAGCUGCAACUAUUAGUAGUAUAAUGGCUACAUACUUAUGUUGGCCAGCAUUUUUCACCAAGGCCUAUCAAUUGGAAACCAAAGUAUUUUCAACUUGAUUUUGUUGAUUCAGAAAUUAAUUCAACCCAGCUUGAUUUUCAACCAUCAAACAAAUCUCAAUGCCAGAGAUGCAGCCAAAGUUUCCAUGUAUAUUUUUGAAGUUGUAAAAUUUUGAUUUUAUGUGUAUAACAAUUGGGUGAUUAUUAUAUAACAGAUGUGAUUUUAUUGGUCAUAUCUUAGAGGUCAA
Lathyrus oleraceus (garden pea) is the source of this 1598-nucleotide messenger RNA. RefSeq names its product protein ALUMINUM SENSITIVE 3. The record is from RefSeq and is a predicted model, not a curated record. The coding region runs from base 547 to 1410 and encodes 287 amino acids. NCBI's taxonomy places the organism in Eukaryota, Viridiplantae, Streptophyta, Magnoliopsida, Fabales, Fabaceae. Gene Ontology annotation, biological process: response to aluminum ion. Gene Ontology annotation, cellular component: plasma membrane. The transcript has 3 exons.